Molecule: messenger RNA, 1827 nt
Organism: Linum tenue
Lineage: Eukaryota; Viridiplantae; Streptophyta; Magnoliopsida; Malpighiales; Linaceae
Source: the annotation of a GenBank genome assembly
CAAGAACUCCAAGUGCAUCCAAUCCAUUAAAGUGAAGAACUGGAAAGGCAUACAUAACAAAGAGAAAAAAAAAAAGAAGAAAAAGAGAUUCAUCCAUCCAUGGCCAGCAGGCUUUGUGUGGGUGUACUAAUGGGUCUGUGGGGAAAACCCCUCCAAAAGGCACACACUUUCCCCUACUCCAACUCCAACUCCAACUUUCUCUCUUCAUCACUGCUUUUCACUUCACCAUUCAGAGCACUCUUCUUGACACAACUUUAGCUUCCUGGGAAAAGCUGCUUAGCCAAAAGGGGGUUUAUUCAAUCAGGCAAUGGUGAAGGAAACUGAGUACUAUGAUGUUCUUGGUCUGGACCCUUCUGCGCCGGACGAUGAAAUUCGAAAGGCUUACUAUCUCAAGGCCAGGCAGGUCCAUCCGGAUAAGAACCCCAACGACCCUCUUGCUGCUCAAAGAUUUCAGGUAUUGGGUGAAGCAUAUCAAGUUCUGAGUGAUCCUGCUCAGAGGGAUGCAUAUGACAGAAAUGGGAAGCAUUCUAUAUCAAAGGAGACCAUGCUGGAUCCCACUGCAGUGUUUGCUUUGCUGUUUGGAAGUGAACUAUUUGAGGACUACAUUGGUCACCUAUCAGUGGCAUCAAUGGCUUCUUCUGAAUUGGCUGCUGAAGCUGAGAACCCUGAUAAACUCCAUGAAAAGUUAAAGGGUGUCCAGAAGGAAAGAGAGGAAAAGCUGGCUAGAUUUCUCAGAGCUUUUCUCGAUCAGUACGUUCGAGGAGACAAAGAUGGGUUCGUUAGACGUGCUGAAUCUGAAGCUAAGCGCCUUUCUGAUUCAGAUUUUGGUGCUGAUAUCUUGCACACAAUUGGGUACGUAUAUUCAAGACAAGCAGCUCAGGAGCUUGGGAAGAAGGCCCUUUACCUUGGAGUUCCAUUCGUGGCGGAAUGGGUUCGGCACAAAGGCCAUUUCUGGAAGUCACAGGUUACGGCAGCAAAAGGUGCGUUUCAGCUGCUCCAACUUCAAGACGACAUUCGCAGGCAGUUCAAAGCCAAUGGGACUGCACCAGAAAAUGACGUGGAGUCACAUUUGAGACUGAACAGGGAAACUCUGAUGAGCUCCAUGUGGAAACUGAAUGUAGUCGACAUCGAAGUUACCCUCAUCCAUGUCUGCCAAAUGGUCUUGAAGGAGAACAAUGUGAGGAGAGAAGAACUCAAAACUCGAGCCUCAGCUCUGAAAAUCCUUGGCAAGAUCUUUCAGGAAGGUAAACAGGCGAGAAUUGAUGGACCGUCAAAGGCAAAGAGUAGUCACGAAACUGGGGAUGAUGAUGACGAAAGCAGUUCCGAUAGCAGCAGUGAAGAAGAUGAGGGCCCUAGAUCACUAUCUUACAAAACUCCUCUUCUCACUCAGGCAUGUCUUGUCUUGGAAUUGGUAGGCUGUUCAGAUGCCUGUGCAAUCCAGCUUUCGAUGUGCAUGAUGAUGAUGAGAUUGUCUACAGAAGCAGAUGCUGACGUAACAAAUUUACAAAGAGCUGUGUAUAUGAUGAUGAAACCCUUCAGAUUCUUAUUCUGCCACAAAGGUCUCCAGUCGCUGAACUACAUAAAGUUUUCUCUCUUUCUGUUUUCUUCGAACACAUCAUCAACCUCUGCAAUUGAAACCAGAAAUACAAAACUGAAAAUCGUUUGUUUAUUCUCCUUUCAACAGCAAACCACCUGGCCGAUUCAAAGUUCUGUAAGAUACACAAUUCAGCUGUUUUUGGUGGGUGUAUUUCAAGAGUGAUGUUUUGCAAUAGCAUAUGCAUAUCCCAUCAAAUAAAUAUUGAUUUUCAUCGAGUUGAACACUCUUUU